AUGAGCACUCCGUCGGAAGGAACGGAGAUACGACAACGAAGCCUAGCAGAUGAGUUGAAUAUCAAGUCGAAAAAGCAGACUAAUGCCGAUCUUCGAGCCACAUCCGAUGAAAGUGAUUUGGAUCAAUUUUUCAAAGACGAGGACGGAAUUGGUGAGCGCACAAAGAUGUUACCACAAGGAAGUGAUCACAUGGGAUCCUUGAUCGACCCUCUACUACAACAUUUAGACCCAAGAUGGCGAAACUGGGUUGUUCGAGGAGUGUUCACCAUUGUCAUGAUCUCGCUUUUCACUUUAAUCGUUAGUAGAGGACCAACGUGGCUAAUGUUUCUGGUACUGGCAUAUUAUUACGGCGAGAUAAUUUCCUACACUUUCUGGUUGUGCCAACCUUGUUUGCUUGGACACAUGUUUUUGGUUCCGGUGGCGUUGGUUAUUUGCUGUGAUGUAAUGUCAUACAUGUUCGGCUUCUUUUGGGGAAAGACGCCAUUGAUCAAGUUGAGUCCGAAGAAGACAUGGGAAGGCUUUAUUGGCGGAGCUAUCAGCACAAUCAUCUUUGGCCUGCUUCUCUCAUACGCUAUGCUCCACUCUCCAUUUAUGGUUUGCCCUGUCGGUGAAUACACAGAGGAGAGCUCCAAUUGCACGAUUCCUCCUCCGUUCCAAUUGUAUGAAGCCGAACUUCCAAGACCACUUCCAUGGCUGAUGAGGCUUCUACGUGGAGUUCAAGUGGACAGUCUCAUUCUUGCGAGCAACGAUGAUUUAUGGGAGGUUGCCCGAAUUGUGGAUAUCGACAGGAAACAUUCGGAAAUGGCUGUGAAGAUUUUGCAAACGGGCAAAGAUGUUCGUGUACUUUUCUCACAGGCAGUACCGCUUCAUCCAUCGGAAGUCAAUACAGUUUCAUCGGAUGAAUCGCACGCAAUCGAGCCUCCUUCCGGUGAUUUCGAUGGGUCUAAUCAAUACACGGAAUUAAAGGCUCAAAAAUAUGGCAACGUCAGUGUGGGUGAGCUCGGUGAUUGGCACGGCGGAGGAUUUGGAUUGAAAUUAAUGCAAAAGAUGGGCUAUAAAUUGGGUGAAGGCCUUGGAAAGAAAAACGAUGGCAUUGUGCACGCGAUUCAAGCGGCCGUUCUACCAAAACAUAAAUCGCUUGACUAUGUGAUGGAGAAUAAAAAGAAAAUUCGGAAAAUCGACGGGAAAACUGCAAUGAAAGAGAGGAUAUCGAAGCAACAACAAAAUGUUUCCGGAAUUGAGGCCGACAUUUUUGCGUUCAUCAAUCGACAAUUCGAGACACUGAGAAACGAGGAGAAAGAUGACGGGAAAAUAAUGGCGAAAGAACGGCAGCAAUUGAGCGAGGCUUCCGAGAAAUCACUAGUGGCAACCGUGUUCGACAACGAAAAGAAAAUCAAGGAGCUCCGAUCGAAGAGAGCCAAACUUGAACAGGGUUUGAUACGAAACAAGGGUGAUAAAAAGACGUCGGAAAGACUGCAAACAGCUUUGGAUCAGGUAUGUCGUGAGAUACAAAAAGCCGAGGGCCAACAAACACGGGUGCAAAGCGAGCGGGAUGCUCGACAAAGGAAGAAAGAUUUAUUC
This is a messenger RNA of Mesorhabditis belari, 1581 nucleotides long. The record is from the annotation of a GenBank genome assembly. NCBI's taxonomy places the organism in Eukaryota, Metazoa, Nematoda, Chromadorea, Rhabditida, Rhabditidae.